Messenger RNA from Acaulospora morrowiae, 1686 nucleotides. The record is from the annotation of a GenBank genome assembly. NCBI's taxonomy places the organism in Eukaryota, Fungi, Glomeromycota, Glomeromycetes, Diversisporales, Acaulosporaceae.
AUGUUACGUGGCAACUACGGUAAACAAGUAUGGGAAGAGGUUCCCCUCCGCCAAGCUGUCAAAACACACCGCGAACUACCACUCUGGUUCCUAACAGAUUUACAGUUUCCAGAUAUCCAGGAGAUGUUACGUGGCAGUUACGGUAAACAGUACAAAUCGCGUAAAAAAAAAUUUCUAUUUUCAAAUAUGAAGGAACCUGUAGUUGAUUCAAAUUUCAGAACAUAUCACUUUAAACACGCGCCAAAAACAUUCAAUGAAAUUCUUGACAAAUGGACCGCCGGCCUAAAAUUCAUUCAAGGGCAAAAAUAUAUCCCAAAGGCAAUCAAGAAGUUCGUGGAAGAACUAAUUAACUUCAAUGAGACCAAGGAGUUUGAGAACUUGUUGGACGCCUAUGAGCAGAACUUCCAAGCUCACUUCCUUGCAACCCUUUCAAGUGGAUCGGUGACGAAGAUCGAAAUGGCAAAAAGUUAUAUGAAACAAACGGAUGAAAUCCUAAACAGUAAAUUAGGAAUGCAGAACGAAGAAUAUGAGGAAGAUUCUUAUGUAGAGGAUGAUGCAAUGCCGAAGAAUUCUAAUCUGGUGUACAGCGAUGACGAAUUUACAGAAGAAAGUCCAACAUACGAAAAAAACCUUAAAAGAAAAUUAGAAGAUGAUGAUUUGCCAGGUUACGAUGGGUUAAUAAUUCUAUUUAAUGAUUCGAAUGAGGAUAAAAUUAUGGAAAAAAUCGAUGAAAAUACUCUCGAGGAGGAAAGAAAAUUACCACUAGCGAGUGAUAAUAAGGAUCCAUCUACAUCUAUAUGUGAUGAAGUCUUGAAAGUUACAGAAAACGAUUUACAGCAAUUAUCCCAAGAUUUCGCUGAUCAUAUCAAAUGGAAAUGCGAAUUGACCUCAAAAGAUAUUCAGGAUUACUUCGAUGGCAAUUGCGUAAAACUUGACAAUAGCGAUGAAAAUAAAGAUCUAAAACAUUUUGACUCAAAUGUACAAUUUUUGAAAAAUAAUAUGCAUUUUUUCCAAGAAAUGUUGACGGAAGAACACUUGAAAAUGAUAUCAUCAUAUCCGUUGUUUCACGGAACAUUCAUGUCCAAUCGUAUAAAACACUCUUGGGGGGAAAUUCAUGCUCUUUCAAACAGUGAUGCCCGUAAUGAAAAAUCGGAUCCAUUUAAAAAAGCACGAGUGGGUAGAAAGGUUGAUAUGAAAGUAACGUUGCUAAAAACACCAAAUAAAUUUGAGGCUCUUUUUGGAGAGGUUUCAGGUGGGCUAGGACAAUUUGGAAUUCCCACAGCCUGUCGCAAGAAACGGUUCUUAGAUAAAGUGAAAUUAAUGGUAACAAUGCGGGAUAGUGUAAAUCGUCUAUUAAAAGAAUGUGAUCAUGUAUCGAACGAAAAAAGAUUAGAAAUUAUAGUUUUCGGCUGGCUUCAAUUUGGUUUGGAGUUGAAUUUCUACGCUAUGGAUUGGAUGGGAUCCGGUAUAUAUAGAUUCGGACUGAUAGAUCGAUGCAGGAUACCCGCCGAUAUUGAUGAUUGUGAUAUAUUGGAAGAUGCAUAUUGCAUUCUAAAAUUGCUCCAAAGAAAGCUACUUGAUACUGAAAGAAAUGUAAGAAAUCUAUUUUCGAAUAACACGAAAGGAAAAAGACGACAAAUCGCUUUAGAAAACAAAGCGGAGCUAAAUGUCAAUCGCUCCCCCUAA